GGGCUUUUCCUGCCCUCAGAGGCCAACCUCUCCCUGGACAGCUCUGAGGGGCUCCUUGCAAGGGCUGUGGUCCAGGUGGUCAUAGAGCAGCUGCUGGUCAGUGGGCAGCCCCUGCUCAUCUUCCUGGAGGAACCUCCUGGGACCCUGGGGCCACAGCUGUCAGCCCUGGGCCAGGCUUGGCUGGGAUUUGUGGUAAGGGCGGUCCAGGUGGGCAUCAUCCCAGAUACUCUGCUGGUACCAGUGGCUGUCACCUAUGAUGUGGUUCCGGAUGCACCGUGUGAAAUAUACCAUGCCUCAGCCCCCCUCGGGCUGUGGACAGGAGCUCUGGCUGUCCUGCGGAGCCUCUGCAGCCACUUGGGCUGCAGCCGUCAGAUCUGCUCCCGGGUACACCUAGCUCAGUCCUUCUCCCUGCAGGAAUACACCAUCAGUGCCAGAAGCUGCUGGGGCAGCAGGCAGACCCUGGAGCAGCUACUGCAACCCAUCGUGCUGGGCCAAUGUACUGCUGUCCCAGACACUGAGAAGGAGCAGGAGUGGACCCCUAUAAUUGGGCCCCUCCUGGCCCUCAAGGAAGAGGACCAGCUCCUGGUCAGGAGACUGAGCCAUCAUGUCCUGAGUGGAAACAGCUCCUUCCUCAUAACAGUCCCUCCUCCCCCAGCCUGUGCGGUGCGGGGGCUGCUGGUAGGCAGAGUGCCGCCCCCGGGAUCCUGGGAGCUGCAGGGCAUAGAGCUGCUGAGCCAGAACGAGCUGUACUGCCAGAUCCUGCUGCUGAUGCACCUGCUGCCGCAAGAGCUGCUGCUCUUGCAGCCCUGCCAGUCUUCCUACUGUUACUGUCAGGAGGUGCCGGACCGGCUCAUCCAAUGUGGGCUCCUGGUUGCUGAGGAGACCCCUGGCUCCCGAGCAGCCUGUGACACAGGGCGACAGCGAAUGAGCAGAAAGCUGCUGUGGAAACCGAGUGGGGACUUUACUGAUAGUGACAGUGAUGACUUCGAAGAGGCGGAGGGCCGGUACUUCAGGCUCAGCCAGCAGUUGCGCUGCCCAGACUUCUUUCUUUUCCUCUGCCGCCUGCUCAGCCCACUGCUCAAGGCUUUCACACAGGCUGCUGCCUUCCUCUGCCAGGGCCAGCUGCCUGAUACUGAGUCUGGCUACACAAAGCAGCUGUUUCAGUUCCUCCAGGCCACCGCCCAGAAGGAAGGGAUCUUUGAGUGUGUGGACCCAAAGCUCGCCAUCAGGGCUAUCUGGACCUUCAGAGACCUAGGGGUUCUGCAGCAGAUACCGAGCCCUGCAGGCCCCAGGCUCCACCUGUCUUCUACUUUUGCCAGCCAGGACAAUCAGGAAAAACUAGAACAGUUCUUCCGGCAGUUCAUUUGUAGCUAGAACUGUGAGGUGGAGCCUGUGCUGAGACUUCUCAGCUCCAGAACACAGCUGUGUCCUAGAGCCAGAAGAGAGACAGGAGGCUGCAAACCCUUACCUGGUCUAUAAAAUCAUUGAGGCUUGGUUGUCCCUUGCCAUUUCUUGUUUUCUCCCUCCUUUGAUAUAAUAAACAAGAAGACUGGUCGUGUUGUCUUUUCCCAAGCCCA
Molecule: messenger RNA, 1577 nt
Organism: Sapajus apella (tufted capuchin)
Lineage: Eukaryota; Metazoa; Chordata; Mammalia; Primates; Cebidae
Product: glycerol-3-phosphate acyltransferase 2, mitochondrial-like
Exons: 12
Cellular component (GO): mitochondrial membrane
Source: RefSeq, a predicted model, not a curated record